Messenger RNA from Plasmopara halstedii, 615 nucleotides. Its product is annotated as HAD-like domain. The transcript has 3 exons. Gene Ontology annotation, cellular component: membrane. NCBI's taxonomy places the organism in Eukaryota, Oomycota, Peronosporomycetes, Peronosporales, Peronosporaceae. The record is from RefSeq and is a predicted model, not a curated record. Gene Ontology annotation, molecular function: P-type transmembrane transporter activity. Bases 1 to 615 code for a protein of 204 amino acids.
AUGGAACGCUAUCUGAAGCAACAACCUGCUUUUAAUGGACUCCAACGCGAGGUCGAAGUAUUGUCACCUCCUACCAUUGUUGGUCAUACGGAUCCUUCCGGUCAAAUUAGAGGCUAUGCAUUGGAAAUGGACAUGUUCCGUGCCACUGGCUAUUCGAUUGAAUCAGAGACAUCAGAGAAAUCGACGAACUUUUGGCAAUUUGCAGCACUCGUGGUCUCUCCAAUUGGUAAACGCUUUGGAAUAGUCGCGCGCUUUCCAUUUGACGCAACACUGAAAGCUGAAGCUCCAUACGCUGUUGGAGCACUGGAGGAAGCUGGUGUUGACGUACGCAUCAUUACUGGGGACGAUGUGCUCACAGAGAUUCACGUUGUGCGCAAAACCAAUAUGGGCAUGCACUCGUCUGUUCUUCUGAGUGAUGCGCACACACAACAGGACAGAAUGGUUGUAGUUUACGCAGAUGUUGAUGAGUUGGCUCAAAGCACUCGAGACAACGCGACUCAAAACAUUUCAAGCGAAACUUGGAACACUGUCGAUAGACACUUGUUUCUCUCUCUUGCUGAAGGUUGUUUACUCGCUCUGACUGGUGCUGCAAUUGAGCAUUUUGGUCGAAAAUGA